ACAUAAGGUCAUCAGCCUCCCUGACCAAACUGGUCGCCCCCUCAUUUCCUGAAAUCAGCCUGACUGAAUAACAGGAAAGACUUUCAUGUAGUUAAUAAUUAUCCUAACAUUAUGAGACCACAAUUUCAACAUAAAAAGAUUAUAUAAAGCCGCAUCCUGACGGGAAAAAAAAGUCAUAAUACAACAGAAUGAAGAUCUCUGUGAGUUUUACGCUGUGGCUGCUGCUCGGCGCCGUCUUCGCAGAAGUAAGUACCGAUUCCUCUCAAGACAUCUUCGUUGCGCUGAGAGAGAUGACCGCCUCGUUGGUUCAACUGAAGGCGGACAUGAUUGCAGGUCAAGCACAGCUGAAGACUGAAAUGGACAUCCUGAAGCAACAACAGCUAGUCCGACAGGUUGCAUUCUCAGCCGGUCUGCUGGCUGUAGGCCAAGUAGCAACUAUUGGACCCUUUCCCACAAACACCCCUCUGAUCUUCAAACACGUCCCCACCAACAUUGGAAAUGCCUACAACUCAAACACAGGUGUGUUCACUGCCCCGGUGAGAGGAGCGUACCACUUUGAGUGGUGGAUCGGUGCAGUUGGAGACGGCAGACACUCUGUACUUGCUGUGUUGGUCAAGAACUCAGAGGGUGUUUUCACGGCAUACGAGAGUCAGACAGCCGGUUAUAUGAGUGCUUCUAAUGGCGUUACGCUGCUGCUGGAGGUGGGAGACACCGUGUUUGUGCGUCUGUGGGCUGGCCAUAGGGUGUAUGACGAUGGAGGUCACCGCACCACCUUCAGUGGUCAUCUGCUGUUCCCCAUGUAAGACAGAAACAGCAGCUCUGUGAUAAUCACACAGGGUUUUGUUGUCUUAAACAAGUCAAAUUUUAAAGUGAUUAAUGUUUCUGAUUCUCUCUUGUUUCUGUCAUUUUAAUCAAAUAAUAAACAUAUAUCAUUUCAAUUA
Messenger RNA from Sander lucioperca (pikeperch), 941 nucleotides. Its product is annotated as complement C1q-like protein 4. The record is from RefSeq and is a predicted model, not a curated record. Gene Ontology annotation, molecular function: protein binding. The transcript has 4 exons. NCBI's taxonomy places the organism in Eukaryota, Metazoa, Chordata, Actinopteri, Perciformes, Percidae. The coding region runs from base 189 to 803 and encodes 204 amino acids.